GCGGGGUCGGGUGAUGUAACAGGAAGCUCUGAUGUUUGGCUGCUGCUGCCGCCGCUCCGCGCCUGCCAUCGGACACGCUCCCGCAGCAGCGCUGCUCCGCCGGGACAGCCUCGGCUCUGGAUUAUACCCAGCCGAGCACCGCUCUCGCCGCUCUCGUCUGGCUCCGUCCCUCCGCGGCCACACAUCUCCUCGCUGCUUCAUCUGAAAGCAUUCCCGUACCAAGCCGGUGUUGAGCGUUUGGGUUCAUUCAGYCACAAGAUAAAAUUCACUUCCUCACAUAUAAAAAUGAUAAAAAUCUGGAUUCCAUUUUUGCUGCUCUUCUUACCGGCUACUAUGUUUUUUGCCACUGCUACGCCAUCUGAGGGGCAUCAAAAUGCAACACUGGACUUUGCCCAGCUGAGUGUUACACGGAAUAAAAUCAUGACAGCACAGUAUGAAUGCUACCAGAAGAUUAUGCAAGACCCCAUUCGCCAGCAUAACGGUUCUUUCUGUAACAGGACCUGGGAUGGCUGGUUGUGCUGGAGUGAUGUUCGUGCUGGCAGUGUGUCSGUGCAGCGCUGUCCUGACUACUUUCAGGAUUUCAACCCAUCAGAAAAAGUUACGAAGAUCUGUGAUUCGAAGGGGAAUUGGUUUAGGCACCCAGAAAGCAACAGGACGUGGACAAACUACACCCAGUGCAAUAUCUACACACAUGAAAAAGUGAAGACCGCUCUGAACUUGUAUUAUUUGGCCAUCAUCGGACACGGGCUUUCCAUUGCAUCACUUUUGAUUUCUCUUGGCAUAUUCUUUUAUUUUAAGAGCUUGAGUUGCCAAAGGAUUACCCUGCAUAAAAAUCUGUUUUUCUCCUUUGUUUGCAACUCUGUUGUAACAAUAAUUUCACUGACAGCAGUUGCCAACAACCAGGAAUUAGUUGCAACUAACCCAGUUAGUUGCAAAGUGUCACAGUUCAUCUACCUGUACCUKAUGGGUUGCAACUACUUUUGGAUGCUGUGUGAAGGCAUUUACCUGCACACCCUCAUCGUGGUGGCAGUCUUUGCUGAGAAGCAGCACCUGAUGUGGUAUUACCUCCUUGGAUGGGGCUUUCCGCUGAUCCCUGCCUGCAUACAUGCYGUUGCAAGAAGUUUAUAUUACAAUGACAAUUGUUGGAUCAGCUCUGAUACUCAUCUGCUUUACAUCAUCCAUGGCCCUAUUUGUGCAGCUCUCUUGGUGAACCUUUUCUUCCUGCUGAACAUCGUUCGUGUUCUCAUAACCAAGCUGAAGGACACCCACAAGGCUGAAUCCAACCUGUACAUGAAAGCAGUGCGAGCGACCCUGAUCCUGGUUCCGCUGCUUGGCAUCGAGUUUGUGCUGUUCCCAUGGCGACCCGAGGGCCGCAUCGCGGAGGAGGUGUAUGACUACGUGAUGCACAUCCUCAUGCACUACCAGGGUCUACUGGUGGCUACAAUUUUCUGCUUCUUUAAUGGCGAGGUGCAGGCUGUUCUGAGGAGACACUGGAACCAGUACAAGAUCCAGUUUGAGCACAGCUUCAGCCACUCGGACGCCAUGCGCACGGCCUCCUACACCGUGUCGUCCAUCAGCGACGUGCAGGGCUACGGCUACAGCCACGACUGCACCAGCGAGCACCUCAACGGCAAGAACUACCACGACAUGGACAGCGUGGUGCUGAAAACGGACAAGAUCUACGGCUGAGCGCCCGCACGGCUCGCUGUGCCCCACGGCAGCUGCACGUCCCCUCGGUGACUCCAUGGCCAGAUGUGACCUAACCUGGGGUUUGGGAUUCUCAAUGACACAAACUCAACCAACGCGGUUUCUGUACCUAUGUGCGUGUCUGUAUAUAUAUAUAUACAUGUAUGUACACACACACGCAUAUAUAUACAUGUGUUUGUGGUUCUGUGUAUCUAUAUAGUAUGGACAUCUGUACAUAUAUAUCUAUAUAUGUAUGUGCAUUUAUAUAAGGAUACAGACUUUGCCUCUUCAGUUUCUACUGUGUAGACAAAGCUGGCAAAUUUUUGUACAAAGGGAAUCAAUGAAGGAUUUCUUAUUUUCUUGGRAGUUUGUAUAAGACUGUGCUGUGUUGAAGCCACUUCAUUUGCCUAUAGAAUUUUAGAGUGUAAAUACCAUACUCUGUUGUCUUAAUUCAACCUAAAAUAGAACAAAGCAAAAUGGGUAAAGUAGGUGCAAUAAUUACAAGAGGCUUUUCAGGCUAUUUUUUUGGUCCAGCAUUGGUUUGGCUGUCAAAAAAAGCCUGACAGAUAGUCUGAGAUGACAGAUUCAAAGACAGAUACUGCUGUUUUGGUUAAAGAUAUUGAUGCUUUGGUUUGGUUUGGCCAGUCUGUUUUCUUCCCACUGUUUUAUAAACAUCAAGCACAGAGGCACCACUUCCAGUCUGAGUCUUGACAUACUUCUAUAUUGCAGUGUAAUAUCUUGCACCAAGAUUUGAGCAAUUUUAUUUAAGCUAUUUCAGGAUACUUAGAAGUCUCUUCUCCUGAAUUGUUUGGAAGUUUCUUCUGGAUUUAACAAAGACAACAUUGAUGAGGCUUCACUGCCAGAAAGAAAAGGAGUAACCUGAAUAACUAAGUCCUUCCAAACAUUCAUAGUAAUUGCAGCUGAUGGAACUUCACUGUGUGCUUAAGGAAUUUACUCAGCCUGGAGAAGAUCAUGUACAGAAUUCAUUGUAGCAUUGUCCURAUUUUACUUUUAAGUAUUUUGCUGGCCAUAUGCUUGAUAACUUAUUCCUUCAUUCUUGGGGCAAAGUUUUGGUUAAUUUUGUGGCUGUUUUUGUUGUCUGAGAUAAGCAUGCCAGACUGAACACAGUGCACACCCUUGUACUACCUUUAAAGCCAGUGUGUGAGAUUCAGACUCACCAAGCAAACUAAUGUUAGUAAUUGUCUUUAUUUGGAAAGUCCAAUAUAAAGUUUGUAUUAUAAAGGUUCAAAACUUUAUAGAUUGAGACUUUCAAUAUUAUUUUGAGUUGGUUGAUUCUGAAUCUCUGUCUCAGUUAAUUAGACAAGAACUAAUUAACUAAUGUUGUUUCUUUAGGUUCUGCUGAUGCAUAAAGGUCUCACUGAAAACUAGGAGGUUGUCAGGAAGGUCUUGAGAAAAUGUGUCUAUAGAAAUUUAUGUUUUUGUUUAAUCUUUAUGCUUUAAAGAAAUAGUAGUAGUUUUGUUAAGUGAAAUGACAAAAWUGCUCAAGAUUAAGGGCAUGAAACGAGGUGAGUUCACUGAAAAAUACAAAAUAAGAAGAGUUUUUAUACAUUUCAUUUACAGGUAAGUCUACUUGAAGUGGGGAAAACCCAAAAUUAAGUAGAAGAAAUGGUAGAUGCUGCAACUGACAGACGAUUUUGCUAAUGACCAUGUAUCUGGUACAUGUAAUCCAGUCAAAAAAUUGGAAKACAGUUCUUUCUAGGACCACUUCAGAUUUAGGUAAUGCUGCAUACAAAAUUAUUGCAUACAAAACACUUUGACAUUGACAUUUAAACAUUUUUGUCAGUAGCUUUUCUCUAAGCUUCGUUAGUGUCUAGGUAAUUUGCUGUCACACUGUUUAUUCCUUUGGGACUUCAUAAGGCUGUAAAUGCUUUGUAUUUAGGAGGAUUUGGAAAUUUCAUGCCACUUGUACCUUUCUGUAGUGGUUUUUU
Molecule: messenger RNA, 3635 nt
Organism: Malurus melanocephalus (red-backed fairy wren)
Lineage: Eukaryota; Metazoa; Chordata; Aves; Passeriformes; Maluridae
Gene: CALCRL
Product: calcitonin receptor like receptor
Exons: 13
Coding region: 286-1689 (467 amino acids)
Biological process (GO): cell surface receptor signaling pathway; angiogenesis; adenylate cyclase-activating G protein-coupled receptor signaling pathway
Cellular component (GO): plasma membrane
Molecular function (GO): adrenomedullin receptor activity; calcitonin receptor activity; calcitonin gene-related peptide receptor activity
Source: RefSeq, a predicted model, not a curated record